Molecule: messenger RNA, 482 nt
Organism: Paramecium pentaurelia
Lineage: Eukaryota; Ciliophora; Oligohymenophorea; Peniculida; Parameciidae
Source: the annotation of a GenBank genome assembly
UAAUGGUUGAAUUGUAAUGAAUUCAUAUAUUCUAUUAUAGGGAUGCAAAGAAGUAAUUAGCAAUUAGUAAUCUUGCACUUCUCAUGAUAGAGAUUGUUCUAUUAUCAGAAUAUUCUUAUAUGAAUGAACAUCCACAUAGAAAUGAAAGUUUGACUUAUGUGAGAUUCGCAAUUUCUGGAUAAGUUUUUAUGAUGUUAGCAUUUAUGGGAUUGAUAGCAACUUAUUUUUUUCCACAUAGAUAUGUGAAAUUUGGAAUCCUUGGUAGUCUAUGUUUAGGUUUUGUAUUAGUUUUUAUCGGUAUGAUAGUUGGGGCUAAAUACGUAAUUCAUUUAUAUAAAUUUAGUAUAAAGAUGGCUAUGAUACUAUUGCAUCAACAUGGUGGAUUGAAGUAGGAUUAAUUAUCUUAGGCUUAUUAAAUUACAUUUAGGCCUUUAGUAAUGAACCAAAAGCUAAUGAAGAGUAUUAGAGAUAAGUUUGAGUUU